Messenger RNA from Oppia nitens, 1972 nucleotides. Its product is annotated as homeobox protein PKNOX1-like. Gene Ontology annotation, biological process: regulation of transcription by RNA polymerase II. The record is from RefSeq and is a predicted model, not a curated record. The coding region runs from base 494 to 1774 and encodes 426 amino acids. The transcript has 5 exons. Gene Ontology annotation, molecular function: RNA polymerase II cis-regulatory region sequence-specific DNA binding; DNA-binding transcription factor activity, RNA polymerase II-specific. Lineage: Eukaryota; Metazoa; Arthropoda; Arachnida; Sarcoptiformes; Oppiidae.
UGUAUUGCAAUAUUGACUUUGUUUGGCAACAAUAGUAUACAACAUAUAUGAGUGAUGUUGUAGUGGGAGGUGUGGUAUGUGUUGAGUGGGCGGACACUAACUGUUUGUUAUAAAGUGAAGGCUUGACUGCAAUUGAAUGAAAGUCUUAUUACAAUCACUGCUAUUGUUGUGACCAAAGAAGACACGGACACCAAAACCACAGAUAUAUACUUACCAACUAUUAUUUGGCCAAACAGUGUGACCUCCGGCCAGUGUCGGUGUGUGCGGGCAUAUGUUAAGUGCUGGUGAGUGACGGCUCCGGGUGUGGUCGUCAUCAGUGACGGCCAUUUCAAUUGGAUGUCUUUGAUUUCAGUCAAACAGAUUGACAUUUGAUGACAACCUGUGCCACACAUACUAUACCAUACAUACCAUACAUACAGGAAAUUUAAAAUUUUAUCACAUUUUUUGAACCACGAAAGAUUAAAAUUCAUAAAAAUAGCUUUUGAUUGAUAUUAUGGACAACCACUCGGAUUCAUCGACUUCAGUGACCGAUGAGGAAGAAGAUGACAAUAGUCGUCAAAAAAACGAGACAACAACUGUUGAGUCGAUGCUAAAGAUGUCACCCAAAAUGUAUACCGAAGGGACAGAUGAUCCCAUUAUGGAGGACCAGUCAUCUCCUCCUCUUUCCAAACAACAGUUUGAAGAGGACAAGAAAGCUGUCUAUAAGCACCCACUGUUUCCAUUGCUAGCAUUACUAUUGGAGAAGUGCGAGAGUGCGACCUCAACAUUGAAUACCUCAUCCAUAAGUGGUCCCUCUUUUAAUGCUGAGAUAAUGGCAUUUGUUGAGCACCAACAAAGAGAUGGCAAACCAUUUCUUAGUGAUAAUCCUGAAGUGGACUCACUUAUGAUUAAAGCUAUUCAAGUCCUUAGAAUUCAUUUAUUAGAGUUAGAAAAAGUUUCAGAUUUAUGUAAAGAUUUUUGUCAACGAUAUAUCACCUGUUUACGCACAAAAAUGAGUUCAGAGAACUUACUUCGUGGCACUUCAAGUGUCGGCGCCAACUCUGAUAAUAACUCCAAUAGUGCCAACUCUUUAUUUGAUGGCUCGUCGUGUUCUUCAGAUGCAGAAUCUGAUGACUUUCCCAUCAGUUCAUCACAAACAACAUUUCCCUCAAACUCAACUCCUCAAACCGUUUACCAAAUGGUUCAAACGGCACAGGGAUUAGUCGCACAACCUAUCCAUUUGAACUCAACUCAGCAAAUAAGUGGAUCCACGCCUAUCACCCAAAUUGGCACAAAUAUUAGCCAUAAUAAUACUAAUAAUAAUAAGAAUUUAAUCCAUAAGUCACAUCAUGUCAGUAGAGAUAGCGAUAAUGACGAUGAAAUGAGUGAUGAUUUAGAUAGUAAUCACAGCACUGGCAGCAAAAAGAAGCAACAAAAGAGAGGUGUACUCCCAAAACAGGCCACAUCUAUAAUGAGAUCAUGGUUGUUUCAACACAUUGUGCAUCCGUACCCAACUGAGGAUGAAAAACGAACCAUUGCUUCGCAAACGAAUCUCACAUUACUUCAAGUGAACAAUUGGUUUAUUAAUGCUCGUCGAAGAAUACUUCAGCCAAUGUUGGAUACGGCAAAUACAUUGGGUGACAAUCAGUCUGUUCCCAAUCAAAGCACAUCCAAAAGUGUGACUAAGAGUUCGACACCCAAGAAGCUGAAGACAUCUAACUCUAUGCAACGCUUUUGGCCGCAAUCUAUAGCCAACUCAAUACAAGGUCUCUCUCAAAGUGAAUCUUCUAAAUAGAGAGCUUUUAUGGGCAAAGGAUUGCUUUUACAUUAAAUGUUUAAAUGUAUAGUCAUUAAUGCCAUUAUGUCUUGAGUCUAAUUUGCAGACAGUAUUAUUGAUCACAUUAUGUAUUAUAGUACACAUACCAUACAAUUUAUAAUAAUAAUAAUAGAUUUUCUAAUACUAUUUAAUUGCCUCUACUUAUAAAUAUAUAUA